AUGACGGGGAGAAACUCUGUUAAUGCUCCUGAUGAUGUUCAUUUCACCUCGUUGGCAUCAGAUGAAAAAGCUCUAACCUUGAACCUAGGUGGCAUACGACCAGGACUCGGCGUUGGGAGAUGCCUGGAUAACAGGAUAGGGCCUCUUCGACCGAAAGUCUCAGAAGCUCCAUCAUCGACUACCGACAAGAGAACGGAAGAACCUAUCAUCGGUACAAGGAUGGGACUGACCACCUCAUUACCAACCUCAGAAUACAACCUUCCCAAUGACGAGUUGGAGAAUGAGAGGCUAGACCUCCAACACCAUAUGUUUCUCCUGACGUUUGAUAACAAGCUGGGCCUCUCGCCUCCAAAUCUUCCCGAUUCCAAGCCUGCACGGGUCCUUGACUUAGGAACGGGCACAGGGCUGUGGGCAAUAGAUUUCGGUGAUGAGCAUCCUGAGGCCGAGAUCAUCGGAGUCGAUCUGUCUCCUAUCCAGCCAAGUUUCGUUCCCCCAAACGUUCAAUUUCUCGUUGACGAUAUUGACGAGGAAUGGAACUAUUCCGAGCCCUUUGAUUACAUUCACAGUCGAAUGAUGAACUUUAGCAUUCAAAACUGGGCCGAGUAUCUGCAAAAGAUGUUCCAGAACCUUACCCCGGGUGGUUACGUUGAACUCCAAGAGAUGGAUGGCUUUUACGCGUCUGAUGACGGCACUCUGUCCGAUGACCACGCGCUGUCUAGAUGGUGCACUUUCCUAGGAGAGGCAGCAGUAAAACUGGACCGAUCAUUCCAACCAACCGACCAACUUGCAACAAUCAUGAAGCAGGUUGGAUUCACUGACGUUGUCGAAACCCGGUUCAAGUGGCCGAUAAAUCGAUGGCCUAAAGAGAAGAAGUACAAAGAACUCGGGGCGUGGAACAACCAAAACGCAAGUCAGGUUCUCGAGUCUGCUACACUCGCACCCUUCACACGAGUCCUAGGAUGGUCAACCGGGGAGGUCAAUCUCUUCCUCGUGGAUGUGAGAAAGGACUUGAAUAACCCGGACAUCCAUGCCUACUCACAGGUCCGUUCGGUUUAUGGACGAAAGCCUCAAGCCUAA
Molecule: messenger RNA, 1077 nt
Organism: Fusarium falciforme
Lineage: Eukaryota; Fungi; Ascomycota; Sordariomycetes; Hypocreales; Nectriaceae
Exons: 8
Coding region: 1-1077 (358 amino acids)
Molecular function (GO): methyltransferase activity
Source: RefSeq, a predicted model, not a curated record